AUGGCAAAGCAGACCAGCACUGAGACAAAUGAGCGCGCGGCCGCCUGGACUCCCUGGCUUGGUUGGCUAUUGGAGCACCCAGAAGCCGUCGUGCCGGAGGUGAAUGACACCAAAAGUGUACGAAUCCCUAUACAAUGUAGGAUAUGCGAUUCCAUCAACAGCAGCACCGUAGAUUGGGUUUAUGUUGACCCCUAUGACGCCGAAUGUGGCACACUACCUCGAGAGUGCAUGGACCCAGACUUUCUGAUCUGGGUCAACUCUGAAGGGCGUCAUAUCAUGGAGGACAACCCAGAGGCAGUUAAGGGUGUCACUGAGGCCCUUCGUGGACUUGACAGAGAUAGGGCUGCUGCUGUUCGCGAGCUGAUCCAGGAGAGAUGGAAGAAGGCUGCGGCUGUUUACAAGGAACAGGCACAAAAGGCUAAGGACGAGACGACGAAGACGGAGGAGGAGCCCGUCAAGAAUGUCACUCAGGAUAAGUGGACGUCCAAGUACCUCAUUUUCCCCAAGCUUAGCUUUUGA
This is a messenger RNA of Fusarium vanettenii 77-13-4, 519 nucleotides long. RefSeq lists its product as uncharacterized. The record is from RefSeq and is a predicted model, not a curated record. NCBI's taxonomy places the organism in Eukaryota, Fungi, Ascomycota, Sordariomycetes, Hypocreales, Nectriaceae. Bases 1 to 519 code for a protein of 172 amino acids. The transcript has a single exon.